Messenger RNA from Syzygium oleosum, 336 nucleotides. RefSeq lists its product as uncharacterized. Lineage: Eukaryota; Viridiplantae; Streptophyta; Magnoliopsida; Myrtales; Myrtaceae. Bases 1 to 336 code for a protein of 111 amino acids. The transcript is spliced from 2 exons. The record is from RefSeq and is a predicted model, not a curated record.
AUGGCUGAGCCCCGCGCCCUCGCUAGUGCCGAGCUAGCACUGUUCACCCAGGCCAUUUUAGGCCCGAGCCGAUUUUUCCUUGGACAAAACCUACAUGCUAACGAGGGUGCGGUAAAUUGGGAGCCCUGGGACAAGUUUACUCCCGAUGGCGAGGUGUCGGAUCCUGAUAGUCCACCGGAGAACCCUAGUCCAGAACCAGCGCCUGUUCCGAAGCCCGAACCUGAACCUAGGUCCCCUGCAGACCCCGAGCUUGAAGAGGAAUCCAAGCCCGAGCCCGAGCCCGAGAAGGAGCCUAUAGUGUCCGAGCAUGAGGAGGAGCCGAUCAAGAUCGACUAG